Molecule: messenger RNA, 2650 nt
Organism: Saccostrea echinata
Lineage: Eukaryota; Metazoa; Mollusca; Bivalvia; Ostreida; Ostreidae
Product: angiotensin-converting enzyme-like
Exons: 14
Coding region: 39-1937 (632 amino acids)
Biological process (GO): proteolysis
Cellular component (GO): plasma membrane
Molecular function (GO): metallopeptidase activity; peptidyl-dipeptidase activity
Source: RefSeq, a predicted model, not a curated record
GUGAGAGGGACUACUACCAGAUACGUUAUCUGCCGAGCAUGAUGUGGAGGUUUCUGGUUCUGGGGGUAUUGUUUCGGGGGGCACAGACACAGACGCCCGCUGAAGCUGAGGUAUUUGCUGAGGAGUAUGACAGAAAGGUUGGAGUUCUGUGGAAUGAGAAUGGAAAGGCGGCUUGGAAUUAUUACACAAAUAUCACAGAUUACAACCUUGAAGUCAUGAGCAAUUCAAGCCUUAUGAUUGCCGAAUUUGACAAAAUGAUAGCAGAAAACGCCAGUAGAUUCGAUCAUCAGAAUUUCAUCAAUGAAACACUUAAACGACUAUUCAAGAAAAUAACUAGUAUUGGCUUUGCUGCAACCAAUGACAGCGAACAGAUGAAAGCGAUAACAAACCUGGAGGCGGAUCUCACAGGAAUUUACAGUAAAGGAGAGGUGUGCUUGGAAUCAAAAGGGUGCCUGCAACUUGAACCAGGCCUGACGGAUAUUAUCACAAACAGUCGGGACUAUAACGAGUUACUGGAGGUUUGGAAGGGAUGGCGGGACCAGUCAGGGAAGAAAAUGAGGACCAAGUACACAGAGUUUGUAAAAGCCAUGAAUGCGGCCAUUAAAUUCAGCGGCUUUAACGACACAGGCGAGUACUGGAGAUCGUGGUACGAGACGCCAACCUUUGAACAAGACGUAAGGAAUCUGUUUGAGGAACUAGAACCGCUAUAUAUCGAACUUCACGCUUACGUUAGAAAACGUCUGAAGCAGAAAUACGGCAAGGAACUGUUUCCAGAAAGUGGUCACAUCCCUGCUCAUCUAUUCGGUAAACAAAAAUACACUUUCCACAUUUUGGACGAAAUCGUUCGAGUUCCGGAUGCAAGUUCCGUAGACAUUACUGCCAAAAUGAAGGAACAGAACUACAAUGUAACGCACAUGUAUCGAGUGGCAGAAGAUUUCUUCAAAUCCAUUGGAAUGGAAGAUAUGACAGAUGAAUUUUGGCAAAAUUCCAUGCUUGUUAAACCAGAAGAUCGAGAUGUUGUUUGUCAUGCUUCAGCCUGGGACUUCUACGAUGGUAAAGAUUUCAGAAUUAAGCAAUGUACUAGUGUAACAGAAGACCAACUGUUGACGGUCCAUCACGAGAUGGGACAUAUAGUGUAUUUCCAAAACUACCGACAACAGCCAAGGUUAUUCCGAGGAGGAGCAAAUCCUGGUUUUCAUGAAGGAAUGGCUGACAUUGUCAGUUUGUCCUUUCAAACUCCAGAACACAUGAAAGUGAUAGGUCUUUUGGACGAAGUUCCGAAUGAUCAAGAUAGUGACAUUAAUUUUCUUCUAAAAAUGGCGUUGGACAAGGUUGCCUUUCUUCCCUUUGGUUAUUUAAUUGAUCAAUGGAGGUGGAGUGUUUUCCGUGGAGACACCAACUCCUCUAACUACAAUCAGCAUUGGUGGGAUCUCAGAUGUAGGUUCCAGGGGAUUUCGCCACCAGUUGAAAGAACAGAGGAUGAUUUCGAUCCAGGAGCAAAAUACCAUAUCCCUGGAAACACACCAUACAUUAGGUAUUUUGUGAGCUUUGUUGUACAGUUUCAAUGGCAUGAAGCGCUGUGCAAGGAAGCUGGAAAUACAAGACCUUUACACAGAUGUGACAUAUAUAAUAACACAAAAGCUGGUGACAAGUUGAGAGAGAUGCUUCAGUUGGGAUCAUCUAAAGUAUGGCAGGAUGCCAUGGAAGCCAUAACAGGACAAAGAACUAUGAGUGCUAAACCUCUCGUGAGCUACUUUGACCCACUCUUGAAGUGGCUUAAAGAACAAAACAAAGAAGAGAAUACAGGCUGGUCAGCGUCUUGCCCCUCAACAAUACCCAAACCAACACCACAAACACUCAGCGCUGGACCCACCAACUUUAUUUCAGUCAUGUGUUUUGUUCUUUCCAUUGUUUUUGCUUUUGUCAAAACACAUUGACAAUUUCUGGUCAAUUUUUAAUUCAUUACAUAUCCCGUCCUUUAGUGUAUAUUUGUUAAUAUAAUUUUCUGUGUGAAAUCCUCUAAAACAUAUGUGGAUGGCAAUGGUAAGGUUUUGUUUUUUUCCCACGAUAUGUGGUUAAAAGGUAUACAAUAAUAUUCCAUUUACAUUUUAUGUUAUUGUGUAUGUUAUUGUUUAUGUCAUGUAUAGAUAUUUAACAAAUUUAACCCCUGCCUUGCAUACGUACAAAAGGAUGUAAUCGAUCACCUUGAAAAGAUGUCGAUAAUGUGGCAUUAUGAUAAUUAUUUCUAUAAAAAUAAUCAUUGCACAAAAUGCACAAUUUCUCUGUUAACUUGAUAGGAAUUAUUUGUAGUAUUACAUGGCAGUUUAAUCAUACUAAACCUGGAGUUUAUUAACACCUAUAAACUCUGUGGUUGUGGAAUAAUAAUUUCAAGAAACUGACAAGUUGUCACCCCAAUUUAUCUUUUCAUCGUACUGGCAUGUGCUAAACAAAUUUCCCGUUUUUAAGACAGUUUAAUUAAUAUGCAGAGUUCGCUAAGAUUGUUUCUUAAUCAUGUUGAUUAUGUAAUUAUACUCUGUGGAAGAUUAAUUAGCCUGCAUGUCUUUCAUCGACCAAUUAAAUAGUGUACAUAUUCAGAAAGAAUGACAUCUUUGAUGUUGGUAUUCUUUAAAUAAAAUUCUAUACAAAAGAA